Messenger RNA from Poeciliopsis prolifica (blackstripe livebearer), 687 nucleotides. RefSeq lists its product as uncharacterized. Gene Ontology annotation, cellular component: synaptonemal complex. The coding region runs from base 87 to 662 and encodes 191 amino acids. NCBI's taxonomy places the organism in Eukaryota, Metazoa, Chordata, Actinopteri, Cyprinodontiformes, Poeciliidae. Gene Ontology annotation, biological process: synaptonemal complex assembly. The record is from RefSeq and is a predicted model, not a curated record. The transcript has 9 exons.
CGUGCAGGGACACAUUUAGACCGUUAACUCGGAGACCGAGUGAGAACGACUGUUAGCUACCGAGAGACAGGCCUAGCUGAAUAAACAUGAGCAAACAAGGCGGUGGAGAUUUGCCGGAGCCCAAAAUAGAACAGCUCAUGGUCAAGCUGAGGAUGCUUCAACAAGAGAAGAGACAACUUGAGGAGGAAGUCAAAGGUGUCCAGUCUGUGCAAGACAAUUUGCAAAAAGAGCUUGCAGAUUUACAAACUGAAGCUAAUGAACUGGAAGGAAUCCAUAAAGAUAAGAAAGAUACAUCCAGCAAGCUACAGUUGCAAUGUGAAGACUCUGAGCAGGACUUGAACAGGCAGUUGAAGCAGAACAAGAUGAGUGAGGAAUUGCUGGAACAAUACAAAUAUAAAAUCGAGGAAGUGAAGCUGAAUCACAGGAAAUUGCGAAUGAGAUUUGAAAACCAACUUAUGCAACUGAUAGAGCAGCACAAGCAACUCGACUAUGUCUUUAAUCCAAAGAGACUCCCAGAUGAGUUGAAGAAAGCUGAAGACAUAAAACAUCAGCUGUCAUCAGCUGAACAAGUGAAGUUGGCUCAGCUGCACAAACUGGACGAAGAGUUAGAGACGAAGAAACAGAAGCAGCUUGAGACUGAAGACGCGCAGAUUGAUGAGUAAACCUAGUUUUGGGGAUUUAGAGUGA